This is a messenger RNA of Strongylocentrotus purpuratus (purple sea urchin), 1539 nucleotides long. RefSeq lists its product as uncharacterized. The record is from RefSeq and is a predicted model, not a curated record. Lineage: Eukaryota; Metazoa; Echinodermata; Echinoidea; Camarodonta; Strongylocentrotidae. Gene Ontology annotation, molecular function: ubiquitin-protein transferase activity; zinc ion binding. Bases 1 to 1539 code for a protein of 512 amino acids. Gene Ontology annotation, biological process: positive regulation of DNA-templated transcription. Gene Ontology annotation, cellular component: chromatin; nucleoplasm. The transcript has a single exon.
AUGUGUACCACAUGUCUUGACAUUCACAACAAAUGGCCGCCUCUUGGCAAGCAUAGAGUUGUGAGUGUAGAAGACGUCAGAGAGGGAAGGGUGGUCCUCGAAAAAGAGGUUUACUGCCAAGAACACAAAGCAGAUAAGAAAAAACACCUCUGUAAUGAUGUGUGUAUAACCUGUAAGAAGUUCAUCUGCUUGAGAUGUAGGUUGCUGAACCACGAGAAUAAAGGCCAUACAGUUCAAAAUACUGAGGAAUACAAUGCUUCUACCAAGAAUGAAAUUGAAUCUCUACAAGCCCGAGGUAAAAUGAAAGUUACACCUAUCAAGGUUCGAUUAUUCUGCAUCAAGAAUCAGGAAAAGCGUGUCAUCGAUCACUUUGAUGGCAAUACGGAGGUUAUUAACAAGACGUAUCGAGAAUCACUCAAUAAAUUAAACGAGUGGAAAGCAUCAUUAGACAACCAGUUGGAUGCUCAGAAAGUGAAAUUAUAUAAGAGAUUGGAUGAGAUGCAAGAUGUUGAUGAGAGGAUGAUUACAAGUAUUGAGAGUGCGAGUGUGUUAGCAGGUAAUAGCAUGAAGGCUCCAUUAGAAGAUGAUAUCAUUGUUAUUCGUGAUACAUUGUCUGGAGAGCUGAAGAAUGUACUAGAUAGGGAUGAUCCACAGAUGGAGCUUGCUACGGAUGUAGCUAACCAGGCAGAGCAAUUGAUAUUCACACCUAACAAUCAAUAUGAUCAGUUGAACAUAGGUGAGGUAAGGUUCAUGAAGUAUGAGUUAGAAUGUGAUGUAGAACUCUCUAAGAAAGACUACAUGAAUGGCAUGACUGCUACACCCGAUGGUAGGAUGGCAGUGGGCUACAGCUCAGGCGGAAUCGAUAUCUUCUCUGCUGAUGGUCACCUACAGAAGACAGUCCUCAAUGAAGUCCGGAUCGGAAGAUUAGGAUAUCUGUCUGACGGUCGGUAUGUCGUUCUAAAUGACACAGAUCGCCUCACAUUGUACACACAGGAGUUUGAGAAGCUGGACGUAUCAUUUGAUACUCAGAGUAAAGAUGUAGUUGGGUUUGGGCGUCUCACUGUAGACAGUAAUGAUCUGAUCUUUGUAGGCUACUCAUCAGCCACAAAGAUCCAGGUGUUCUCACCAGCAGGGGGGAAGGCGAUCAUUGAGAUACCAUGCGAAGUGUAUGAACCUUGGCAGAUCCUUAGUUAUAAUGACGUAUUGAUCAUCAACUGUGUAAAUGCAGUACGAAUAAUUGACAAAGUUGGAAAUGUAAAACACAAUGUUGAAAAAUCAAAUGUGUACCCAUUCCCUGCUGUGAGUCAGAAUAAUUCAAUCCUGAUCGCUUGGGUCAAGCAUGAUGAUGGGUUGGUUAGUAUAGAUGAGUACACCAGCAAUCUGAAAUACGUCCAGACUCUCAUCUCUGAUCACAGGAUUGAGAAUCCCAAUACACGUGUAUGGUACUAUCUCCGCGAGUUCCCAUCAGGGGAGAUUGCCUUCUGCACUCCUGGUAGACUCUAUAUAUUUAAAGAAACCACCACACCAUGCAGUCCAUGA